AGAGGCCGUUUCCUCUCUCCAUGUGUUGCCUUUGCUCCACCUCAUGUGGGUGUGUGAAUGGUUAUACAUAUACUACGGUAGAAUGAGAGUUUUCUCCAGUGCAAGGCAGGAGAAACUUGGGACAAGGGGAACUUUGGGAAACUUACAAGCCAAGCAGGACAUUGCACCUAUAUGAUUUUUUCUUUUUGUGUAGAAUGAUAUUUCAGUUUUGUAUUUUUGGUAACUUUUUCUCUUUUUAACCUAUUUUGACAUUUCAGAAGACUGGACAUAACUUGUGUUAUUUUGAUUUGCUUUUUGUACACUGUGGAUGCUAGGAAGAGGUUGUGGAGACUUGCUGGAUGGUAGUGGUCCUUGUUGUGGUCCUAGUAGUCCUGGAGCUGUGAUGUCAGUGUGAGAGGAGACUGUCAGGGGAUCACUCGGGGCAGGCGUCACAUCCAAGGAGGAGAGACAGCACACCACUCUGGAUUAUACAUCUCACCUCAUUCCAUUAAGAAGCCUUAAAUCCCUCGCUAUGUCUGAGAGCAGAAAGAAGGAAGGAAAGGGGAAUAAGAAAGGGAAAAAGGAUCGGAAGAAAAAUGAGGGAAAUCCAACUUCACCACCGAAACUAAAGGACAUAGAGAGUAAAACAGUAGAAGAGAGCAAUAAGUUGACACUUAAGUGUGAAGUUAUAUCAGAACAGCCUGGCCUGAAAUUUAAGUGGUUCAAAGAGGAUAAAGAAAUUCUAGGGAAAAAAGGAGUAAAGUCAGAAAACAUCAAGAUCAAGAAGAAAAAAAAGUCUUCUGAGCUCCAAAUUCCAAAAACAACAGAAGCUGAUGGUGGAGAAUAUAAAUGCACUGUGUCAAACCAACUGGGGAAUGACAGCAAGAGAGUGAAUGUCACAAUAUCCUCGCCAGUUGGACAUCUAACAAAAUGUUCAGAAAAAGAGAAGACAUACUGUGUAAAUGGUGGUGAAUGUUAUGUGAUCAAUGGAAUUACAAGCAGUCCCGCGAAAAAAUACAUGUGCAAGUGCAAACCUGGAUUCACUGGAGCAAGAUGUACUGCGACUGACCCUGUGAGAGUCAUAAAACCAGAAAAGCAUCUUGGAAUUGAAUUUAUGGAAGCCGAAGAAUUGUACCAGAAAAGAGUCCUGACCAUUACUGGCAUCUGUAUUGCUCUUCUUGUAGUUGGCAUCAUGUGUGUUGUGGCCUACUGCAAAACCAAGAAACAGAGAAAAAAGUUGCAUGAUCGUCUAAGACAAAGUCUACGAUCAGAGCGGAACAAUAUGGUCAACAUGGCAAAUGGACCACAUCAUCCAAACCCACCACCAGAAAAUGUCCAGCUGGUAAAUCAAUAUGUUUCAAAGAAUGUUAUAUCCAGUGACCAUGUAAUUGAACGGGAGACAGAAACAUCAUUUUCAACAAGUCAUUAUACAUCAACAACACAUCACUCAACAACAGUAACGCAAACACCAAGCCACAGCUGGAGCAACGGGCAGUCUGAAAGCAUUAUUUCAGAGAGUCACUCCGUAAUUGUUACAUCAUCAGUAGAAAACAGUAGACACACAAGUCCAACAGGGCCAAGAGGACGACUCAAUGGCAUUGGAGGUCCCAGAGAUUGCAGUUAUCUAAGGCAUGCAAGAGACACUCCAGAUUCAUACAGAGAUUCACCCCACAGUGAAAGAUAUGUUUCGGCAAUGACCACACCGGCUCGCAUGUCACCUGUAGAUUUUCAGACUCCUCUAUCUCCGAAAUCACCUUGUUUGGAAAUGUCUCCACCGGUAUCUAGCAUAGCUGUAUCCGUUCCUUCUGUAGCUGUCAGCCCAUUCAUAGAAGAAGAAAGACCAUUGCUUUUAGUGUCACCGCCAAGAUUACGAGAUAAAAGAUAUGACUUAUAUUACCAUCAUCACCAUUACAACCAGCAGUAUAAUUCUUACCAUCAUAAUCCUGCCCACGACAGCAGCAGCUUGCCACCAAGUCCAUUAAGGAUAGUGGAGGAUGAGGAAUAUGAAACCACGCAAGAGUACGAGCCAUCAAUGGAGCCUGUAAAGAAACUAGUGAACAGCCGGAGAGCAAAAAGAACAAAACCCAAUGGUCACAUUUCCAAUAGAUUAGAAUUGGACACUGACACAAGCUCUGAGAGCAGUACAUCUGAGAGUGAGACAGAAGAUGAAAGAAUAGGCGAGGAUACACCUUUCCUGAGUAUACAAAAUCCCCUGGCGACCAGCUUAGAGUCAGCAAGUGCAUACCGGCUUGCAGACAGUAGGACUAACCCAUCUAGCCGAUUCUCAACGCAAGAAGAAUUACAAGCAAGGCUGUCCAGUGUAAUAGCUAACCAAGACCCUAUUCCUGUAUAAAACAUAGAUUCACCCCUAAAACUUUAUUUUAUAUAAAUGAAGUAUUCCACCUAAAUUAAACAAUUUAUUUUAUUUUAACAGUUCCGCAGUAGAAAACAGGAAACAUUUUAUAACUUAAGUAUAUGUACAAAUGUGUUAUGUGCCAUAUGUAGCAAUUUUUUACAGUAUUUCAAAAUAAGAAAGACAUCAAUGGUGCCUUUAUGUUAUGUUAUGUUGAAAACAGUUUUUGUAUGUCCCAGUGAUUGCUGUCCCACAGUAUUUUUGCAAAACUGCCCUAUCUUUUUUUUUUUCUUUUUUUUUCUUUCUUUUCAUUUAUUUUGUUCCUUUAAUGGCUUAUUGUGCGUUGCAUUAACAGUGUAGAUUGAAUGUAUGAUUUGCAAGAGUUACAGCAAUCCCUCAUUGUUUGCUUGUGGUACUGUAGUCUAACUGUCCCUACAAAGCAGUACUCAUACAAUUGUUUGUGAAAAAGAGUUGUUUUGCUUUCAGUAUACAACCAGGUUAUGUUUGCUUUGCUUAUGAGGCUCUGAUCUAAUAGUAGAUUGAAUAGCAUGCUACUAUUAAUCACAGCGGGAUAGCAGAGACUGCAAAUACACAAUGUAUAAUACUGGAAAUGCGAAUGCUACUGUGACAUACACAAUGCUUAACUGGAAAGCUGAUUACUUCUGGAAAUGAACACACUAGAGUCAGAUAAUAUCAUUUUACUGUCUCAUUGAUAUACAGGUCCAUAAUGACGAAGGGUAUCACCUGUCCCCCUCCCACAUUACCUUUCCCCCAUAUUUAAUAAACAAAUACGCUAUUAAGUAACAUAUUUAUCCAACAUGAGGGGUUAGCAGGCAAUUGAACACUAAUAAAGGUGCAAUUAUUUUUGACCAUUCUAUUUUAUUUUCUAUGUAAUGUGUGUGUUUUAAAGGGUUGAAGUAAAAACAUAGAUACUAUACACUAUUUAUGAGCUAGCAAAUCUGUUACUUAGAAUAACAAAUAACCUUGUAUGAGAGGAUAACCUUCAAUUUCUGUGAACUCAAUUUUUUUAUAGGAUGAGUAUGAAAGGUGUGCGGUUUUCAUUUCUAGUUAGCCAGAUGAGAGUGGGUCUUCUAUUUUGAUAUAACGAAAAUGUAUUUAUUUGAAAAGCACGUUUGCAUUCUACGGGCUGAAAACAUGCAUGAACAUUUGGUUAGGAAUGUGCAUGACAGUGAUUAAAUGAGACUCAGUGACUGUUAGUAGUUUCAGUAGCUUUGGAUAUAUGUUGGAAAUAUUGCACCUUUUACAUCAAGAAGGACUUCUUUUUUUCUUUUGUUUAUCCGUCAUGUUUUCCCAAUGAUAAGUUAAAGGGGUACUUCGGUGGAAAACUGUUUUUUUUUUUUUUUUUUUUUAAAUCAACUGGUGCCAGAAAGUUAAACAGAUUUAUAAAUUACUUCUAUUAAAAAGUAUUUACCCUUCCAGUACUUUUUAGCAGCUGUAUGCUACAGAGGACAUUCUUUUCUUUUUGAAUUUCUUUUUGGUCCUGUCCACAGUGCUCUUGUUAAGGUUGGCUUCUGGUUAGGCCUUAAAAUGUGAGUGACUGCCGCUGUAUACUGAGUGUCGACACAAGAAAUAAGCACCAGACAAAAUGUUGACAUAUAUCUCCUUCUCGGCAUACUGGCUAGGGAGCGGCCCCAAGGGUCACAAGCAAAUAGCAAGCUGAUAUGUCUCAUAAGGAAAAUAAUGUUUUUCUGCAGCAUAUUAGCAUAUAUAUCUACUUUUAAUAUAUAUAUAUAUAUAUAUAUAUAUAUAUAUAUAUUGAUCAGUAAUCAAAAUCAUAAUGGUCAUCCUUAUCACUCUCUGCUGACACCUCUGUCUGUGUCAGGAACUGUCCAGAGCAGCAUAGGUUUGCAAUGGGGAUUUUCUCCUGCUCUGGACAAUUCCUAAUACGAGCAUCAGGUGUCAACAGAGAGCACUGUGGACAAGACAGAAAAGAAAUUCAAAAAGAAAAGAAUUCUGUUUAACUUUCUGGCACCAGUUGAUUUAAAAACCCUUUUCCACCAGAGUACCCUUUAAGCAUGAUUCUACCUUUAAACUACCUAAUUUCUCAGGACAGGUAAAAUAUUAAGCAAUGGUCUUCCAUACUCAACGAAUGACAGCAUGUUAUGAGUACUGAACAGGGAGCGACAGAAAUGUUUGUCCAUUGGUUUUGUUCUUAGGGUUUUUUUAUAUCUCUCUUUGAGAAUGAUCGAUUUCAUAGCUGCCAUUUUCACUGUGAUUAGCUAAGGAAUGAUGCUAUUACGUUAAGGUUUUUAUUGCAUUUUAAAUACUAGAGAGAGAUUUUUCUAUUGGCACCAAUUACCGGAAUUACUUCUCGUUUUCAGAUAAUUGACUGCCUAAAAGGGAAGAAAUAAAAUCAUGCUUUCUCUAGUUUUUAGAAAUAUUGCAAAAAUGGCUAGAACAGUAACAGCAUUAGGAUUGGAAUAAAAUAAAACAAGGGUUUGAAUGUCUGUGCUAUUGAGAGAACUUAUGCAUUUUGUAUUAGUAAGUAUUUUCCGCUUGUUGCUUUGCUUUCCGAACAUGUUUUUCAUUUUUUAUAUAUGUAUAUGUUUUUCUGUAUUCUUUUUAUGCCGUGAGAGAAAAUAUGUUACACUUGCAUUUGUGGGACUCUCUACAAAACUGACAUGGAUUAAAAUACUUUGCUUGUUAAAUAUCUGCACCUGUAGUUUUCAAAGCAUAUCCCAUUCUAGUGUAUAGUAGUAACGCCUGCCUCUGCGUUUAGGCCAUAUUGGCUAUUAGAAAAUUGUAUUUUAUUAACAAGCACUGCAGAGUAAUUGUAACAACACAACUGGCACAUAUCACAAGGUCCAAUAUAUGUUUUUUUAUGUUUAUUUUGUAUAUACACAUUCCCAGAUAUUUUACUUAUUCAUUUACUGUUUAAUAUACAUUUUGCACCAUUAGCCCUCUCCUUGAUAUGUUUGUAAAAAGUUAAAUACUGUACGUAUAAGUUACUUUUAUUUAUAUUUAGGUUGCAGCACCAGAGAACUAGGAGAGAACUGUCAAACUAUUUUAUGUUAAAUGUUUCAUUUGUUUUAAAGUCCUACAUUAUUAUAUGUUUCUUUUUAAAAUGUAAUGUAUUCUUUUCCGUUUUAAGUAAUUUAUUGCUCAGAAGAAUGUAAUGGAUUUGGUGAAAGAAAAGAGAAAAAAAUAUAUUGCAAGGUACUUAAAAUACUAAAGAAUUUAUUAUCCCAAGAACUAAGCAAUAAGUAAUCGUUGAUUUAUUUUUGGUUGUUAUUCUUUAUCUGCAAACAUACUGCUAAUGCAAUAAAAUGCUACAACAUACAACCAAGAAUUUUGUGAGAGCCAGCUGACACAACAGAGUGACAUAUGACCUCUGUCAACACUAACCCAGAUCUUCAACCUUUGGUAAUAAAACAGGUUAUCCCCCUUCAAAAAACUUUCUGGUCAUGCUGUGAAUCUCUGAUAAUUUGUACAAACCUUGCAUGUGAAAGUAUGUCUGAAUAAAUUUUCCACUUUUAGUGAC
Hyla sarda is the source of this 5834-nucleotide messenger RNA. RefSeq names its product neuregulin 1 (gene NRG1). Lineage: Eukaryota; Metazoa; Chordata; Amphibia; Anura; Hylidae. The transcript has 11 exons. Gene Ontology annotation, molecular function: chemorepellent activity; protein tyrosine kinase activator activity. Gene Ontology annotation, biological process: animal organ development; activation of transmembrane receptor protein tyrosine kinase activity; nervous system development. Bases 512 to 2332 code for a protein of 606 amino acids. The record is from RefSeq and is a predicted model, not a curated record.